GUAGAAGUAUGUGCUAACUGACACCUAAACUGAACAGUUUAUUAUUCGUUACAAAAGAUUAAGGAAAGAAAAAUGGAACUAUUUAUUGUGUUUUUCCUUCGAUCUGAUCAAGUGAAAUAUAGUGAACGGGAUCAGUAGAUAGGUAAGUAUAUGCAAUACAUAAACAUACACGUACACACAUAUCAACUCAAUUGUGUGUUAACUUAAUAGAGUCUAAACGUUGCUUGACAAAUUUCUGUUAUCAGUAGGAAAACAUUGAACACAAUGAAUGUAUCAUUAGCUGAAAGAUUAUGGAAAAUUAUCUUCAUCGUUUUUAAUAGUAUCUUUAUUUUGUUUGGUUUUAUACUAUUCGUUAUUGGUAUUAAAGCACAGACAACUUUUGCAAAGUAUAAUACAAUUAUACAAGCUUCAACACCAGCCAUCUUUCCAACUAUCAUUUUCACCGGGAUAUUCAGUAUUCUAACUGGAUGUAUAGGAUUUGUUGGUGUAUUUAAACAAAAACCUAUUUUCUUCAUUUUGCAUCUUGUUGGUUUAGGUGUUGCUACGAUUAUUGACUUCGCUAUAGCAACAGCAUCUGCUGUGGUACAUGAUAAAUUCCCCAUUAUGGCACAUGAUGCAUUACGCAGUGCUGUUAGAUAUUAUUAUUAUAGACAUGAUAUUCAAACAGAUUUUGACAAGUUGCAAGGAAAUUUAAAGUGUUGUGGAGCAACAUCAUUCUUGGAUUAUACACGAAUGGGUGCCAAUGUACCAUUCUCUUGUCGUAUUGGUGAUCUAGUUUACGCUGAAGGUUGUGUUCAUGUAUUGUCUGAGUUAGUACAACAUUACAUCAUUGUGAUAAUCAGUUUAUGCUUUGUGUUCGCUAUUAUCCAAAGUAUCUUCUUGAUUAUCUCAAUCCUACUAUUUCGUAAAUCAGAAGCAAAAUUGGGAUCUGUGUAAACCUUUUCUAUGAGUGUUCUUAUUGAAAAACACAAUUUUAAGAAUAAAAAUUAAAUUGAGUUCAUUAUAAAAGUAAACAUUAUUAUUCAUAUAAUGACUGAAUACUAACUGUUUUUGUAACAGUUAACAUUUACAAGGUAACGAUAAAUCAUUCAUUUUUUUUCAAAAUUUUCAGUAAUUUUCUUAUUUUUUAUCAUUAAAACAAAAUAUAUACAUUUGAUUGUUUU
Molecule: messenger RNA, 1163 nt
Organism: Heterobilharzia americana
Lineage: Eukaryota; Metazoa; Platyhelminthes; Trematoda; Strigeidida; Schistosomatidae
Source: the annotation of a GenBank genome assembly